UUGUUCCAAGUUACAUGUGUUAAUUAAAAUUUUUGUCCAGUUUUUAGGAGGAAGAGGUUCAAUUCGAUAUUGACUUGUAGAGUUUGUGGUGGCAAUGGGAGCACCUUUGCCCAGGGAUAUGAGAUGCUCAACUAGCAUGCAUGCUAUGGAAGAGCCUAAAUUCUCCACACGCAAGUGGUACCUCAGUUGCCAAGAAAUUGAGGAAUGUUCCCCAUCUAGGAAGGAUGGCAUUGACCUUGAGGAAGAGAUUCAUUUGCGGAAGUCAUAUUGUUCAUUUCUUCGAAAGCUUGGGAUGAAGCUAGAUAUGCCUCAAGUAGCAAUAGCAUGUGGAAUGAUGUUGUGCCACCGGUUUUAUAUGCGUCAGUCUCAUGCCAAGAAUGAUUGGCAGACAAUUGCAACUGUGAGCAUAUUUCUUGCUGGCAAAAUAAUGGAAACACCACGCUUUCUCCGGGAUGUUGUUAUCGUGGCUUAUGAGAUGAUUUAUGAUUGGCAUCCUUUUGCUUCACAUAAAAUUAGACAAAGGGAGGUUUAUGAUCAGCGGAAAGAAUUGAUUGUUGUAGGGGAGAGACUUCUAUUGGCAACUAUUGCAUAUGAUCUAAAUAUCGAACUCCCUUAUAAGCCACUUGUUGCAGUAUUAAAGAGAUUGAAGAUUCAUCCUGACCUUCCAAAAGUAGCUUGGAAUUUUGUAAACGAUUGGCUUUGUACGACUCUGUGCUUGCAGUACAGACCUCAAUACAUUGCUGCUGGUUCAUUGUUCCUUGCUGCCAAAUUUCUAAAAGUGAAGCUUCAAGUGGAAGAGGGAAAGGUGUGGUGGCUGGAAUUUGAUAUUUCGCCCAGACAAUUAGAGGAUGUUAUUUUCAUCUAUUUGAUGUGUGGCCGGUUAUUGCUGUUCCUCAUGAGUCCAUGCUCAAAUAUUUCAGAGGUCAUCCAGCAGAUGCUCAGGCUGUUGGAACAAGACAGAAAAGAAGCUCUAACAUCUGAAAAUAAGAGGUUUACUCAAGCUAAUGGUUCAGCUGGAAAGCCAAUCAACAUCCAUCCUGGAUCUAAUACCAAGUGGGAUUCCUGCAAUGGAGCCAAGAGUGAUGAACUUAGCAUAUCUCUUGGCUCUGGUGGCAGGCAACCAAGCAGGAAAGAUGCCUUAUAUAGUCAAACAACUGAUAGUGGCACUAGUUCUGCUAUUGAGGACAUUGAUGGUGAGAUGAUUGCUUCAUCUCAGGCCUGUGGUCAUAGGCAAGUUCGAGUGAAGAAGGUUUUAAGACGUCAAACAAGUGAUGGCGCUACUAGUGGUAGUGUUGAUGAUAGCAAAGGUAAUAGCAAGCUAAUAACGGGGUAAUCUCAUCCAGACACAAGCAUCAACACUCUUUCUGCAUAUCAUACCUCUAGCAAGAUCUAUACUAGCCAGAUUGGAGAGACAUUGAAGAAGAGGAAAGAAGUGUCAGAUAGAGCUGGAUUCCCCCCAGUAGGAGAAGCGAAGAGGAUUUUAAGAAACUGAUCUCAACUCGUUCAUAUAUAGGUUCUGGAUUCCCCCCAGUAGGAGUUUCACUUGUCUUGCUGCAUUGAAAUGUUCUUUGGCAUGGAUAUAGAAUAUUACAGGCUUGACUUGCUUUGGAUCAAAUUAUUAACAUAAUCACAUCAUUGUAUAAGGUUUAGCUCAGGGGGUAAUCGUUCUUUAACAUCUUGAUGAUAUAUAGCAUAUAGCCUUAUGUUGCAGAUUGUUUUUGUACUUUCGAUCAUUGAAGUAGACUUGCAGCCUUUCUGGUCCAAAGGAUGUAAUUUUAAGUUCUACCAAACAAAAUGCACUUAUUAAUAUAAUUCAAAUUUGUGU
Messenger RNA from Rubroshorea leprosula, 1825 nucleotides. Lineage: Eukaryota; Viridiplantae; Streptophyta; Magnoliopsida; Malvales; Dipterocarpaceae. The record is from the annotation of a GenBank genome assembly.